AUGUAUAGAUUCACUGAAAGACGACGACAAGAGGACGUUCCAGGUGGUGAUACGGUGUUAUAUGACGUUGAUGACGUCACCAACUAUCGUCUGCCUACAUUUGGAAACACUUUUGAACAAUCGAAAAGUAUUUACAAUCAUUUGCCGGACCUGAAACUAAGAGACGAUGACAUUUUCCUCAACUCCUUCCCAAAAACAGGAGCUAACUGGCUAUGGGAGAUGAUGAACGUAAUUCUCAAUAGACUUGAUGACAUCACAGGGGAUGUCAAGGACGCCAAAAGAAAACGCCUGAAAUGUAUUUUUGUGGUUAGGAACCCAAAAGAUGUGGCGGUCUCUUUUUACAACCAUACUGUUAACCUCUGCAUGUACGACUAUAAGGGAAAGUUCGAGAACUAUCUGCAGAUGUUUAUGAGAGGCGAAACGGACUAUGGGUCAUAUCCACAGUAUCUUCUUGAAUGGCAACAGUUUAUAACUGAAAACCCCGACUGGCCAAUCCAUAUCAUGUACUACGAAAACAUGAAAGCGGACUGUUUUGGAGAACUAAAGAAACUGUUUAAGUUUCUCGAACAAGACGUAAGUGACGAUGACAUAGCUGAUGUGGUCAAGAAGUGUGAUUUCAACAGAAUGAGAAAGAUGAAAGGAACUCUUUUCACCGCCGACCAACAAGAAAUAUUUAAAGGAGUUUACAGAACAGGAUUUACAGAUAUUAUGCGUAAAGGAGAGAUUGGAGACUGGAAGAACUGGUUCACGGUCGCCCAGAAUGAACUGUUUGAUGCUUGGUGGGCUGAUCAGACUAAAGACCUGAACAUGUUUUCAUUCACGUAUGAGUAG
Mya arenaria is the source of this 831-nucleotide messenger RNA. Its product is annotated as sulfotransferase 1A3-like. The coding region runs from base 1 to 831 and encodes 276 amino acids. The transcript has 6 exons. Gene Ontology annotation, molecular function: sulfotransferase activity. The record is from RefSeq and is a predicted model, not a curated record. Gene Ontology annotation, biological process: sulfation. NCBI's taxonomy places the organism in Eukaryota, Metazoa, Mollusca, Bivalvia, Myida, Myidae. Gene Ontology annotation, cellular component: cytoplasm.